CAUGAUGAGUAUUCUUGACGAACAGAUCAAUGAACAAAUAGCAGAUUUGAAAAGAAGACGAGGAAUUACAAUUACACAGCAAACCACUGUCACUGCUGAAGAAUACUUAUGUAAAAUUCAGGCCGAAUCACUUUUAAGUAUACCAAAUAGUUUCGCAUAUUCGUUGAUCUCUGGAGAUGUUACAGUGUGCGAUCAACAGUUUACAAGAUUUUAUAAAUUUAUCAACGAAAUUGAAAAUAAAUAUAAAAAUGAUCUUCAACCCUUAUUAUUUCCAAUUUUUAUUCAUACGUUCAUGGAAUUAAUUUCAAUCGGCCAUGUUAUACCAGCUCAUAAAUACGUUAAAAGACAUAAAGAAAUAUUCAAUUCUUCAGAAACAAAUAAAGAAAUAAUAGCUAAACUUGAAAUUAUAAAAAAAAUAGAAGAUAUUUCAAAAAUUCCAGAACUUGAAAAGUAUAGUACUUCAAGAAAAGAAGUACUCUUAUCUAAGACUUCAUUACAAAUAUUACUCAAUUAUUUAAGGAGAGAAGAUACGCUACUUCUACAUCAGAUACUCAAUAGACACUGUUCAAUAAAAGAAUCGUUAUCAAAUAUUCAAAAAGAUGAGGAUGAUCAACAGCAAGAACAGGUUUCACAGGAUACGCAAGCAUCUUUAAAUUCAAUCGAGAAUAUGGAUAGUCCUACUAAUGAAUUGGAUGAGAUAACAAGAUUCAACAGUUUUGCUGAAGCCAUAAACAACGGACCUCCAGUAGCUCCAAGCUUAUAUGCCAGAUUUAUAUCAUCAGGAUUUCAUGAAGGUGUUACGUGUGCUAUAUUUAAUGAAGAAGCUACACAAAUGGCAUGCGGUUAUAAAGAUUCGGCUAUUGAAAUAUGGAAUAGCGAAUCCAUUCCUUGCGAAGCCAGGGAAAGUGAUAAUUUGAUUUUAGGCCACUCAGGAUCAGUGUACGGAAUAAGUUAUGCUUACAAUAAUCAAUGCUUAUUAUCAGGCUCUGAAGAUGGUUCUGUUCGUCUGUGGCUUUUGGAAGACUUAUCGAAUCUUAUGAUUUAUAAUGGUCACGUGCGACCAGUAUGGGAUAUAGCCGUACACGAUUCCUUGACCUACUUUGCCUCUGCUUCGCAAGAUACUACCGCAAAAUUAUGGACAUUUGAUAGAACUUUUCCAAUUAGGGAAUUUAUCUCGCAUUUUGAAGAUAUCAAUUGUACAGACUUCCACCCAAAUGGUUUAUACUUAGCAACUGGAUCCUCAGAUAAAAGCAUAAGAAUUUGGAGUCUAAGAAAUGGCAAAACUAUUAAGAUAUUAUUAGGACAUAGGGGUGAGAUUCUUGUUGUUAAAUUUUCACCAGACGGUAAAUAUUUGGCUUCAUCUGGAACUGAUUGUAUAAUAAAAGUUUGGGAUUUGACAUCGACGACACCAUUAUUCAGUUUUCAAGGUCAUACCGAUACAGUAUACUCAAUCAACUGGCGAUAUGAUAGUUGUGUUUUAGCAACAGGUGGAAAAGAUGGAAUAAUUUGCGUGUGGUAUGUUAAAGCUCAACAUGGCUCAAAAAAUGGAUUUAGGUGCGAUAAUAAUUUGUUAUCUAGCGUUGAACCAAAAUGCAACAACGACAAUACAAUAAAUAAAAAUUGUGUUCAAAGACUACAAUUUGCAUCACAGGGAAAUGCUCUUCACUCGUUGCUGAGCUGCGAAUAGAAAAUUUUUGACAAUUUAUCAAUUUCAAUAUAAAAGAAGAAAUUGCUUUUGUUUAUUUUUUUUGUUUGUUUGUUUUUUUUUUUCUGCAUGAAUUCUUUUUUUCAGAUGGAUUAUUACCAUGGAAUUGAACUUUUGCGAACUGUUGCAAUUAUUUUAUAUUUAUUAUAAACCCUUAUUUUAUCAGGAUUUGCCCAUUUUUCUCCAAUCUACCCCUAUAGACCCCUACCUCUCUUUCUCUCUCUCUUCCACCAUCACCUACAUCCUUAAUUAUGAAAUGUUACCUAUGCAUAAAUUCUUUAUUCAUUAAUGUUUUUUCUUGUUAUGCAUUUAGAAUAGGAAUUUUUUUUUAAUUUGUUAAUUAUUUAUUUGUUUACUUUGUUUGCUUUUUGACGAAUACAGAAAUUGUUUUAUUUUUUUUUUUACCAUAAAACAAA
Molecule: messenger RNA, 2121 nt
Organism: Dimorphilus gyrociliatus
Lineage: Eukaryota; Metazoa; Annelida; Polychaeta; Dinophilidae
Source: the annotation of a GenBank genome assembly